Molecule: messenger RNA, 725 nt
Organism: Nestor notabilis (Kea)
Lineage: Eukaryota; Metazoa; Chordata; Aves; Psittaciformes; Psittacidae
Gene: RABEPK
Product: Rab9 effector protein with kelch motifs
Exons: 4
Molecular function (GO): protein binding
Source: RefSeq, a predicted model, not a curated record
AAAUAGGAACCUGGGAGAGCCCUGAAGUGAGCGGGGAGCAGCCUCUGCCCCGGACGUUCCACACGUCCUCAGCAGCCGUAGGAGGGUGUCUGUACGUGUUCGGAGGGGGAGAGAAAGGAGCAGAACCGGUCAAAGACCAGCGGCUUCAUGUGUUUGACACAGCCACCCUGACCUGGUCCCAGGCAGAUACUGACGGUGACCCCCCUUCUCCUCGGCACGGACACAUCGUGGUUGCUGUUGGGACCAAACUCUUCAUCCACGGAGGUUUAGCUGGGGACGUUUUUUACAACGACCUGUUCUUCAUCGAUACAACUGACAUGAAGUGGGUUAAGAUACCAGCCACUGGUGACAUCCCGGGAGGACGAGCAUCCCACUCAUCAGCUGUGUUUAAAGACCACUUGUACAUUUUUGGUGGAAUAGGUCCAGAGGGGACACUGGACACCACGUACAAGUAUCACACAGAGAAGCAGCAGUGGACACUUCUACAGUUUGAAUCCCCUCUGCCUGCUGGGAGGCUGGACCACGCCAUGUGUGUCAUUCCCUGGUGGGCUGGGAAGAGUGAAAACACAGGAGCUGCCACUGGGGAAGCCACAGCUGGUUCCCUGCUGAAGAGCCAGGAUGAGGGGCAUGCUGGGGACACAGUUGUGCAUCUGCUGUUGGUAUUUGGUGGGAUGGACACCCAGGGGGAGAUAUACAGGGACUGCAUCGUCAGUCUGAUCGAAUAG